UUAUGAUAACGAAGGCUUAUAAAAGCAACCGAAUUAAACCAGAUUGAUUAUUUACGCCAGCUAAAUGACAAUGGAAACGUAUUACAGAUUAUUACGACCUGAUGAAAACCCUAGCUUGGGCCUAUUUGCGAAAAACCAAUUUUCCGACGUCUUCAGUGUCGAAGAUCAUGUGACAAAUGGAUCGAAAGCGGGAUACGAUUCGCGAUACAUUUCCUGUUGCAAGACAUGGGAAGCAGUUGUAGAUUUUGCUGCUAAUACGUUUACAAAUCCAAAAAGGAUUGUACAGAUAACCAUAAAAUAUCCAACAAUCCAAAGAAUAGAUUUGACGGAUCCAACUAAGCAAAUGAUGUAUUUUCCAUGCAACCAAAAAGCAAUAAAUUAUGUCAACCGUUUUCAGGAGGUAUUGAUCCUGGACAAGGUUCCUCCAGAUUGCCUUUCCGCCCCCGUGGUUUUACCGUCGUAAAACUGAUAUACAUUCAAUAUUUGGCACUAACAUUUUAGA
Molecule: messenger RNA, 502 nt
Organism: Saccostrea echinata
Lineage: Eukaryota; Metazoa; Mollusca; Bivalvia; Ostreida; Ostreidae
Exons: 2
Coding region: 65-463 (132 amino acids)
Source: RefSeq, a predicted model, not a curated record